Messenger RNA from Rubroshorea leprosula, 427 nucleotides. NCBI's taxonomy places the organism in Eukaryota, Viridiplantae, Streptophyta, Magnoliopsida, Malvales, Dipterocarpaceae. The record is from the annotation of a GenBank genome assembly.
AUCUUUUCUAUUCUCUCUCUCUCUUUCUCUCUCUUUUUCUUUUUGUUUUAUGUUCCAGUUUUUGUCUCUUAUACUUUCUUUUUAUAUCGACCCUUUUGUUUGAAGUAUGACUUCUCCAGUUUCUCAACAAAUGAUUGAGGAGAUUGAUCCUAUACAAUCAACAAAUGAUGCUGCAAAAGAAAGGAAUGAGUUUGAGGGAUUAGAGUUUACCAGUGAUGUUGCUAUCUCUCAUGAUGUGGCAGAAGGUGAGGAACAUGGAGAAUUGUUGGGUAAAGCUGGAGAAUGGAUGCCUUAUGAAGGAAUGCAAUUUCCAUAAGGGGAUGAAGCUUGUGGACUUUACAAUGGAUUUUACAUGUUUAACUUGUUUUUUUUUGGUAGAAACAAAUGCCAUGUUAUUUGCUUUAAAGUAUAAAAUAUUGGCUGCAUU